Messenger RNA from Dichomitus squalens LYAD-421 SS1, 1728 nucleotides. RefSeq lists its product as uncharacterized. The record is from RefSeq and is a predicted model, not a curated record. Bases 1 to 1728 code for a protein of 575 amino acids. The transcript is spliced from 4 exons. Lineage: Eukaryota; Fungi; Basidiomycota; Agaricomycetes; Polyporales; Polyporaceae. Gene Ontology annotation, molecular function: protein binding.
AUGUCUUCUUCAACCAUCCUCCAAUUGAACCAGCUUCCCACCGACGUCCUGUUGCAUAUCUUUGUGUACCUCGAGAUCGCUGAUGUCGUGCGUCUCAGGAAGACAUGCAAAGCCCUCGAGGCCGUAACUCGCGACCGUAGUGUCUGGCACGAAGCCUUAUCUACACGCUUUAUGCAUAGCGGCAUCCCCGUACCCGGCGUCCAACUUCGAGAUGACAUCUCCUCUCUUUCCGCCACGGAGCUCGAGCGAUUGGCAAUCCGAGCGAGCCGCUAUUGGGCCAACUGGACUUCCCCACAGCCUCAAUGCUAUACCCGCCUCGACAUCCGGCCGACACCAAGGCCUUGGUCCUCCUCCCCGAGCCACCGCACCCUGGCGAUCGAAUUCGUCACCAGGCGGAGCUGCCUCUACCUGCUCACCUUGACUCUCUGUACUGUCUCAUCUGGCCGUGAUAACCGCAGAUUUGCCUUUGAAUGCCGGGAUCUCCAACAAGGUCAAGCUCUCGGCCACGCGAACAGGAUCGCAGAGCUGCUCGUCUCCGGCUUGUUGAGUUAUUCGGUCGACCCUACGCCGAACAGCAAGCAUCUUCUCGCCGUAACCAGCCGCGACGCAGAUGGCACAUAUCUCACUACAACGUACACGAUAGACUUUACCACCCCGAACACGGAUCCAUGGUUUCGACGGACUAGCCAAUUCCUGAGCUAUCGCAGGAUACUCGGCUUCAUGGGCUCUCGUCUCGUUGUGACGGACGACGACAACAAAGUCCGUGUAAUCGACAUCGACGCCGGCGUUGUGGUCGUCACGCUCAACGUCCCACUGAUACACGCAGACCCGACUCUGCGCCUUCCCGAACAACAAUGCCUCGAAUACGAGGUCUUCGAUGAUUUUAUCAUCACAUUCUGCAAGCAAUGGAUAUACUUGUACCACGUACCCACUCUGUCCUCGUCGAUGUUCUCCGGCAGCACUCAGGAGGACGGUGUUGCGUCCAGUCCCACUCUCGAACCCAUCGCGCAGUACAAAUGGCGCUGGCGUAUCGACAGCAUCUCUAUCAACGCCCGCCGCCCGCGCCCCAGCGCCUCCUCCCCGCCGCCCCCGCCAGCGAUCGACCUUCUCGUCCGCUUCGACACCUGGUACCCCUGGCCAGUCAACAUCCUGCACCACUUCGUGCUCCCCCCGAGCGCGUCCUUCGCCCGCGCGGCGUUCGCCCCCGCCGCCCCUCCGACGUUCCCCUACCUCCCACCGGCCGCGGAUGGCCCGCUGAUGGCGCACGCGAUCCCAUCGCCCUUGCGCCUCUUCACGCCGUCGGACAUGGUGCUCGCGCCGCGCGGCACCGCGCUCUGGCUCGACGCGUCGACGGACGCGACGACGCCCUCGCAGGCGGGCGACCACGGGCAGCGCAUCGCGAGCCGGAUCCUCGCCCGAGCGUCCCCGUCGUCUUCGCUCCCCUCGAGCCUGACGGGGUUUCGCAGGACGGCCACGGAUGCGGGGGCGCCCGGGGCGCAGGACGACCAGGUGAGCCCGGGGACGGAGGUCGACCUUGCGCUGGUGCGGGUGAUGGCGCUGGAGGCGGAGAGCGGGGCGCUGGCGGAGGAUCAGGACGUGAGCGUGCUGCAUGUGCAGGAGACACACGAGCUGUGGAAUAGGAUCGCGGUGGACGAGGAGGAGGGGAUGGUUGCUGUGGGCCACGUGGAUGGCCGAGUAUCGGUGUUUGUGUAUGCACCACCUGAAUAG